Cyphellophora attinorum is the source of this 1683-nucleotide messenger RNA. RefSeq lists its product as uncharacterized. Bases 1 to 1683 code for a protein of 560 amino acids. The record is from RefSeq and is a predicted model, not a curated record. Lineage: Eukaryota; Fungi; Ascomycota; Eurotiomycetes; Chaetothyriales; Cyphellophoraceae. The transcript has a single exon.
AUGGCUCGCAUGCUAGGAACUUUCAAGCUACAUCCAGCAUAUUGCGCAAAACUCAACGAGGUUCACUCGUUCUCAUUCGGGAUGGGUGUCGUCAAGAUAGGCUCCCUUAUCGACCAGGCUGACACGAAUCGUUUCUUGAUACUCACAUACAAUCGGGGUUUCAACCUCUUCCGACCACACGCGCGUCCAGUGGCAAACAACAUCUCCAUACAUGAGAGGGUAAGAGCAGCAAGGGAGCGUCUAGCUGAUGAGAAACGCGACAGAGAGGUCAAGGAUCGUGAGAAACGUAACCCGACGCUGAAUCCGCUAGAUUUUCGUGGUAAGUUCGCAUCCCAUAAGGAGUCCAACGACCUAUUUCAUGCCGCUUUUCCUAACCACCAAUGGGGAUUGAUUGUGCCACAAGGCAUAUUUCCUCGCAAUGAUGACCUACAAGCAGUCGUGGACAGCGCUAAAGCACAAUUCGCCGAAAGGCCAGAUCUUCAGCCAACAAGGCAAGAGCUGCAGACAAUUGCGGAAGAGGUGAUACCGCCCGAAAAUGACGUUCCGGAUGACGGCACUGCCCUGGCACAGAACGUCAAUAACGCUGAAAGAGUCGCUUCCCAACGCGGACACUACUCGGUCACCCAACUUCGAGAGAUCCUAUCAUUUUGGGCAAGGAGCAAGGCACACGAUGGGAACAAACUGAAGCUAGGCGUAUGGAGGGAAGGUCCUGGACCACAGCUCAAUGGGCCAUGGCCUAUACCGCCGGACACGGAUGUGAUCUGGAUAUACCACAACAAUUUGCGUCAGAUCUUCAAAGCUUAUCAGGAACGACUACCAACCGAUCAGGGAAACGUAUCGGAUGUAUAUCGCGGGAUGACCCGGAGCUUCAACAAUGGUCAAAUGUCAGAGCGUAACAACAUGUCCGCGAUAUACUCGAGAGUGGUCACUGCUGCGAACACAGCCGCUGGGAAUCCCAAUGGAGGCACAACUCAAGACAACCGGGACAUCGAAGACACGGAAAUUGAGGCUGAGGUCGAUGCGACAAUCCGCGCAGACCUGCAAGCUCUGCUCGAUGCUGACCCGCCAGUCGCUACUGCGAUUCGGCUGCUAGGCAGACUUCUCCAUGGCAACGGAACUGACAGAGAGACUGCCAGGGUGGGUCAUUUCCUAAGCUCGCAGUUGGACAAUGAUCUCACUCUCCGGCUCGCCAAUCAAGCUGGUAUUGCCUCGAUUACCCCAGCUGUUGACCGUGUAAACACAGAACAGACCAUAGCUGCGGCAGCUGCGGCUAUGACCCAGGCGGUCAUGGCUGAGGCUAAUGCUGCUCAAGAUCAGGGCAACAACAGAAAUCCCCCUCCUGCCCAGCCACCUGCUGUUCAGAACCCAGGCAAUGCCCCUCCGAAUGCCCCGGAUAGACCACGCGGUGGGGCGAACGGUGCAAGAGGUGGCGCGGCUGGCCAGCAUAACGGAACUCCGCCUCCGAACGCCCCAAAUUUUCCGCAAGGUCGCGGUGGCGGACCUCCAAACCGUGGCGGACCUCCAUACCGCGGCAACAACAAUUCUCGAGGCGAUUUUAGAGGUGGUCGUGGUGGCGGUGGGCACCGUGGAUUCAAUGGUGGUUAUAGACGCGGAGGAGGGAGCGAUUAUCACAUGGGAGGAAAUUCGAGCAAUGACGGUGGUGGACGGAGGUAUACGAGGUGA